Salmo salar (Atlantic salmon) is the source of this 2438-nucleotide messenger RNA. RefSeq names its product hepatocyte nuclear factor 3-alpha. Gene Ontology annotation, biological process: anatomical structure morphogenesis; cell differentiation; regulation of transcription by RNA polymerase II. Gene Ontology annotation, molecular function: DNA-binding transcription factor activity, RNA polymerase II-specific; protein domain specific binding; RNA polymerase II cis-regulatory region sequence-specific DNA binding. The record is from RefSeq and is a predicted model, not a curated record. NCBI's taxonomy places the organism in Eukaryota, Metazoa, Chordata, Actinopteri, Salmoniformes, Salmonidae.
GUAUAUGCCUGGCGUUCUCCAUGGCGUAUGAAAUGUAUUUUGGCUAUUUGUGGAACAUUUCAAGUGCGUAAUUGUCCAACAAGGAAUGCCAUGCUCGGCUGUCUUUCAAACCCUGCUUUUUAGCCGAUCGAAUGUUUACACACCUUUAUGAGGGUGAAAAUGACUUUUUGGACUGGGCUGUUUGUCUCUGUAAAGACGCAGAAUAAUUGUGGGCAUGGGGAUGUGUGACUACAGUGAGGGAAAAUGAGCCCGGAAAAUGAACACAAAAAAGUGGGUGUGUUAUACCGUCUCCGUAAUAGGGGAAGAUCUACACUCAGUUCACACUGCAUUCAACAUCUCUUCACUUCUUUACUCUAGCCCUCCUGCAACAUCCAGCCAAUUACAGCACACCAUUUCCUAGGAUACAUUUCCCCAAAACUUCAGUCUGAGGAACUGCAUGUUUACGGUUUGUGGAUUUCUACCAUAAUGUUGGGAACAGUGAAAAUGGAAGGUCACGAAACGCCAGAUUGGAGCAGCUAUUACAAUGACGCACAAGAGGUAUAUUCACCCAUGGCAAACAGCGGCAUGAAUGCAGGACUGAGUUCCAUGAACAGUAUGAACAGUUACAUGAGUAUGUCUACCAGUGGAAAUAUGACCUCCGGUUCUUUCAACAUGUCCUACGCGAACCCCGGCCUGGGAGCCGGAAUAAGCCCCGGGACAAUGGCAGGGAUGCCUCCGAGCACGUCCAUGAAUGGAAUGUGCGGCGGGGUGUCGUCAAUGGGCACUGCCCUUAGCCCCUCGAACAUGGGCGCAAUGUCGGCUCAGCAGGCUUCCAUGAACGCUCUGAAUCCAUACGCCAGCAUGAGCCCUACAAUGAGCCAAAUGUCCUAUAAUCAGCCCAACCUGAACCGAGCAAGGGACAACAAGUCGUUCAGGAGAAGCUACCCGCACGCAAAGCCUCCGUAUUCAUACAUAUCCCUGAUAACCAUGGCCAUUCAGCAAGCACCAAGCAAGAUGCUCACGCUUAGCGAAAUCUACCAAUGGAUAAUGGACCUAUUUCCAUACUACAGACAGAACCAACAGAGGUGGCAGAACUCUAUUCGCCAUUCCUUGUCUUUUAAUGAUUGCUUCAUCAAAGUGUCUAGGUCACCGGAUAAGCCAGGCAAAGGCUCAUACUGGGCCCUGCACCCAGAUUCUGGAAAUAUGUUCGAGAACGGUUGUUAUCUCCGCAGACAAAAGCGCUUUAAAUGCGAAAAUAGAAAGCUAUCUUCAAGUAAGGGAGACGGAAGGAAAGACCAGUCUGGUUCUGGGUCACCUUCGAGCGACAACACCAACAGCAAGACUGGACAUGUGGAUCCCAACACCCUGUCCACCUGCAACCAGUCCUCCAGCCCUCAAAUCAUGGACCACAGGAGCAGUAGCAGCGCCUCUGAACUAAAGAGCAGCGGGCCACCUCUCCACCCCGUGGCCAGCCCCGUCACAUCCCUGUCCUCUCUCCCUUUACCUCCGCACUCGAUGGCGCACGAGUCCCAGCUGCACCUAAAAGGGGAUCCCCAUUACUCAUUCAACCACCCCUUUUCAAUAAAUAAUUUAAUGUCAUCCUCAGAGCAACAGCACAAACUGGACUUGAAAGCCUACGAGCAAGCUUUGCAAUACUCUUCCUACGGCUCAAGUAUGUCCUCCAGUCUACCCCUCGGCAGCGCGUCCAUGGUAGGGAGAGCCAUGGACCCAUCCGCAAUAGAGGCGUCAUACUAUCAAGGUGUGUAUUCCAGACCAGUCCUCAACACUUCUUAGUAUCUUCUCAUUUUUAUAGUGCUCGACAAAAGGACAACAGAAAACAUUUAUCUUAUUUUUGCAUGCACCUGGUGCAUAAGGACUGUUACUUCAAUGUAUAAGAAUAUGUAUGAGUAAAAUACAAUAGUCCUGUAAAGUGUUUCCAAUUAAAUGAUUGUAUAUCCAGCUGUAAAUCAUUGCUAGUGUAUUUAAAACAAUUUCGAGCUUGUAAAAUAAUGUUGUAUUCCCCAAACUUGUAGUCCACACGAUUAAUAUGUCCAUGUGUUACAAUUUGCGUGAAUGAAGGUCAGUCAAUAAGGUCUCGUGGAACGCGUGACGCAGGUGAAGCGCCAAACACCUGUCUGUUACAGAUACGGCCUACUUUUUGAAAGGAUGUUGUCAUUUUACGCAUUGCUUUGGUUUCAUUUGCUAAAUAUCUGACAAACAUAUUUUCUACGCAAUCUUGUAAUACAAUCUUAAAUUCCAAGUGGAAAUGAAUUAUAAAUAAAAUGUUAUUCUUUAUAGGCUACUGCAAAAUUCCAGUCUUUUGUGGUAUUUUUCAAACCAGAAAAUGGGUGAUUAUGUGCAGCUUAAUGUCAGCGUUUUGUCUUUCUCUGUUUUUUUGAUGUCUCUGCAUGUGCUUAACUUAUUUCUUGUUAAUUUCCAAAUAAAACAAAUACGAUUUA